AUGGAGAAGAAGACAGCAACUGAUCCUCCAUCCCAGGAAAUUCCAAGUGACAUACCCGAUGAAGGGGGAUCGCUAUCUCACCCUCCGGUAAGCACCUGGACGGUGGUCUCUCUCAAUAUUGCCCUCUGUCUAGGCAUCUUUUGCAUGUCAUUGGAUCUCACAAUCAUCGCGACCGCAAUUCCUCGUAUCAUUGAUCAGUUUGACUCUCUAGACGACAUUGGCUGGUACGGCAGUUCCUAUCUCCUUACAAACUGCGCCACUACUCUCGCCUUUGGCAAAUUCUACACAUUCUACUCCACAAAAUGGGUAUACCUAUCCGCCCUUUUUAUAUUCGAAGUCGGCUCUCUUGUCUGUGGAGUUACUCCCACCUCAGUUGGUCUCAUUCUGGGUCUAUGCAUUGCUGGUCUGGGCGCUGGAGGUCUCUUCUCCGGGAGUCUCUUGAUCAUCGCUCAGACUGUGCCUUUGCAUCGUCGCCCAGUCUUCACGGCCUUACUUGGUAGUAUGUACGGCAUUGCCAGUGUCGCUGGUCCUCUACUGGGAGGCGCAUUGACAGAUCGUGUGUCCUGGCGUUGGUGCUUCUACAUCAACUUGCCCAUCGGUGCCGUCACAGCUCUCAUCGUCCUAUUUUUCUUCCAUGCUCCCGCGCCAAUCAAGAAGCGCCCAGAACUACGCAAACUACUGAGCGAACUAGAUCUCAUCGGGUCGUUCUUUUUCCUACCUGCCAUCGUCUGUCUUCUUCUAGCCCUCCAGUGGGGUGGCACCCAAUACUCUUGGAAUAGCCCCCGGAUCAUCGUUCUUUUCGUGCUCACUGGUGUUCUCCUGCUCAUCGUCGUGGGUGUUCAGAUCCGCCAGAAUGAGAAGGCCACACUUCCACCGCGUAUCGUUCGGAAUCGAAACAUCUGGUCAUCGGCGUGGUUUGCCAUCACACUCUGUGGUGCUUACUUUGUCUUCAUUUACUACGCAAUCAAGGGGGCCUCAGCCUCCAAGUCAGGCGUGAUGAACCUGCCAAGUACCAUCGCAGUCGUGGCCAUCUCUAUUCUAUCCGGUGUCCUAGUCACCAUGUCCGGUUACUACAACCCCGUCAUGAUCAUGGCCUCCGUCACGUUAGCGAUUGGCGGCGGUCUACUCAGUACCCUGAAGACAGACUCGGGGAGUGGCGAAUGGAUUGGCUACCAGAUUCUAAUGGGAAUCGGUGUUGGUCUCGGAAUGCAACCGCCGUUUAUAGUGGUGCAGAAUGUGCUACCCGACGGCGACGUCCCUACCGGCACAGCAGUAAUAACACUUGCCCAGACCCUGGGAGGUGCAAUCUUUAUUUCUGUGGCUCAAAAUAUCUUCCAGAACCAGUUUGCUCACGCCAUGCACUUGGAAGAUCCCUCGGUGGAUGUAGCCACAGUUCUCUCGGCUGGCACAACGACCUUGCGCAAGCAUCUUCCAGCGGAACAGCUGCCAGCCGUUCUAAGAUCCUACAAUUCCGCCAUUAUCCAGGCCUUUUAUGUGGGCGUGGCUUUAGCAUCGCUUUCCUUCAUUGGAACGAUCGCGUUGGAAUGGAAGUCCGUCAAGAAACCGAGGAAUACUACUCCUAACGAGGACAGUAGGAGUUGA
Messenger RNA from Penicillium samsonianum, 1602 nucleotides. RefSeq names its product MDR family MFS transporter. The coding region runs from base 1 to 1602 and encodes 533 amino acids. Gene Ontology annotation, cellular component: membrane. Lineage: Eukaryota; Fungi; Ascomycota; Eurotiomycetes; Eurotiales; Aspergillaceae. The transcript is spliced from 4 exons. Gene Ontology annotation, molecular function: transmembrane transporter activity. Gene Ontology annotation, biological process: transmembrane transport. The record is from RefSeq and is a predicted model, not a curated record.